This is a messenger RNA of Leishmania major strain Friedlin, 1341 nucleotides long. RefSeq lists its product as hypothetical. The record is from RefSeq and is a predicted model, not a curated record. Gene Ontology annotation, biological process: regulation of transcription by RNA polymerase II; nucleotide-excision repair. NCBI's taxonomy places the organism in Eukaryota, Euglenozoa, Kinetoplastea, Trypanosomatida, Trypanosomatidae. The transcript has a single exon. Gene Ontology annotation, cellular component: transcription factor TFIIH holo complex. The coding region runs from base 1 to 1341 and encodes 446 amino acids.
AUGCUGCGCACUGUCCUUCUCCUCGACGGCAGCGAUGCCAUGAACAGUAGCUCAGACUACCUGCCCAACUAUCUACUUGCCAUGAGGCCGCCAUUGCUGCGGUUCGUGGAGCGGUAUCUCGACUCUACACCACUCGCGUCUCUUGGCGUGGUAGUGAUGCGAGAUGGGAUUAGUCACCGCCUGCUGCCGUGCACGACGAACCGCAACGAGAUCGUCGACGUGCUGGAGCGUGACGUCUUCCUGCACGGCGGCUCUGGCAACACGUCAAUGGAGAACGGGCUACGGAUGGCCAUGUCGGAGCUGGUGGACAUGCGCGAGGUAGCGGCCCUGGCGGCAGCGACGGCUAAGAAGUCUUCGUCGGUUGCCGCUCGUAACCCGCGUGCAGCGUGGAAAGGGUCAGCGACGCAGCUCAAUGUCAUUGUGUUGACAGCCUCUGUCACUCUGAUUGACCCCACAGAUGUCUUCGCCGUCGUGAACAUCAUGGCCGUCUUGUCCAUCCGCAUCAGUGUCGUUUCUCUCGUCGGUGCUGUGCAUGUAUUCGACGUGUGCACCGUCGAAACAGGAGGGACGCUGUAUUGCCCUCUCAACUACGACCACCUGCUGCACAUCAUGGACGAGCUGUCGACGGCGCACCGCGCGCAGGUAGCGGUGGCGCGGAAGAAGAGGCGCCAGCGAGGUGCCUGCCGGCAGCGAGUCAAGCGAUGUCGCGAGGAGGAUGAUGAAGAUGUCGAAGUCGACGACGAUGACAGCGAUGGCGCCGAUGCACCGUACCUUAUACCUAUUGGAUGCCCCGUGUAUCUCGAGGCUCCGUUAUCCGACAGCGCAGAACCAUCACCCGCUGCCUCCUCCCGCUCCUUCUACUUGGGAUGCCCUCAGUGCCACCUUAUCCAACUCACUGUUCCCACAACCUGCUCCAUGUGCCGCCUGCUGCUGUGCAGCGCGCCGAUGCUGUACAGCACGUUUGUAUCGCACAACUCUCUGGUGCCACCGGCAAAGGUGCUCCGCGUGAUGCGGGACGCAUCGCCACCAGCGCCGAUGGCUGACAACCUGAGCGCUGCAGCAACGGCCACCGCACAGGAGGGCGGCGUCGUCAAAACAACGAUGCAGCAGCCAGUACGGUGCGGUCUCUGCAUGACCAGCUUUAUAGCAGAGGUGAUGAUGGGGCACGCACGCAAUGGCGGAGUCGGCAACCCUGUCAGCUCAUCAGCGACGGCAACCUUUGUGGUGGAUGGAGCGCAGGUGUGGCAGUGCAGCGCGUGUGCCUCGUACCGCUGCAACGCCUGUAACGACUUUGUCCUCCACACUAUCGGCCUCUGCCCGUAUUGCCUGGCGCUGCAGUGA